Molecule: messenger RNA, 4682 nt
Organism: Scatophagus argus
Lineage: Eukaryota; Metazoa; Chordata; Actinopteri; Scatophagidae
Gene: slc38a3b
Product: solute carrier family 38 member 3b
Exons: 17
Coding region: 337-1884 (515 amino acids)
Biological process (GO): asparagine transport; amino acid transmembrane transport; histidine transport
Molecular function (GO): L-histidine transmembrane transporter activity; L-asparagine transmembrane transporter activity; L-glutamine transmembrane transporter activity
Source: RefSeq, a predicted model, not a curated record
GGGGCUUGCAAAGGAGGCGGACCUAAUGCGACCCCCACGGUAGAGCUCCAGGAGCUUUCACAAUGCCGAACAUUUCCCGAAGCGCAUUUUGGAGCAGCUGUGUCAGAAGCCGAAUGUGCGUAAAUACACACUAAUGCAGAUAACCAUCAGCUUCACUGAGACUCCGAGGGAAAAAAAAUAGAAAACACGGAAGGAGAAAGAAAAUCAUCAGUAGGAGCCAGUUUGUUUCCACUCAUCAGAGGAAUUAACUCGAAAGCUUCGUGACAAGAACCUGAGAUACUGAGUGACUUUAAAGGAUCGUCUCCACAAGCCAAAAAAGAAUCUGUUACAAUUUGGAUGAUGGAAACUUCACAGUCAGAGGUGAACAUUUUACCAAACGGCAAAAGUCAUGACCUCGGAGAUGAUGUGCCAAUGAAGACACUGCUAGAGGAGGAUCAAAAUGGCACUCAAACAGUCAGAUUUGAUGAUCCUGAUGGAGCACUGGAGAAUGAGGAAUUUUUGCCCAGUGCAGAUGGAAAGAAACCUAUACGCUUCACAGAUUUUGAAGGAAAGACUUCUUUUGGCAUGUCUGUCUUCAAUCUGGGCAAUGCUAUAAUGGGCAGUGGAAUCCUGGGAUUGGCUUAUGCCAUGGCCAACACUGGCAUACUCCUCUUCUUGUUUCUUCUAACCGCAGUAGCAGCCUUGUCGUCUUAUUCCAUUCAUCUGCUGCUCAAAUCCUCUGGCAUUGUGGGAAUUCGAGCUUAUGAACAGCUGGGGUACAGGGCCUUUGGCACUCCUGGAAAAAUGGCUGCUGGCAUAGCAAUAACCCUGCAGAAUAUUGGAGCCAUGUCCAGCUACCUGUACAUUGUUAAGUCUGAGUUACCGUUGGUUAUCCAAGCUUUCCUGAAGACGGAUCCCAACUCUGAGCUUGAAUGGUACUUGAAUGGAAACUACCUGGUCAUUUUGGUUUCUGCCAGUAUCAUCCUUCCCUUGGCUUUAAUGAAACAGCUCGGUUACCUUGGCUAUACCAGUGGGUUUUCUCUCAGCUGCAUGGUGUUUUUUCUCACUGCUGUUAUCUAUAAGAAGUUUCAGAUUACCUGCCCAUUCGAGGAGUUCUCAGCCAACAGCACUGCUGCUCUCGUCAGCCCGAAUGUUUCAAACCAUGGGCAUGAGUACAGCAAUGGUCUGGUCCACGAGGACGAUGACUCUCACUGCUCCACACGCAUGUUCACCAUCAACUCACAGACAGCAUACACCAUUCCUAUCCUUGCUUUUGCCUUCGUUUGCCACCCUGAGGUGCUUCCCAUCUACACUGAGCUCCGCAAUCCAUCGAAGAAGAAGAUGCAGCAGGUGUCCAACAUCUCCAUCUUUGUCAUGUACACCAUGUACUUUCUGGCAGCUCUCUUUGGCUACCUGACCUUUAAAGACAAUGUGGAGGCUGAACUGCUGCACACGUACAGCCGGAUUGACCCUUACGAUACUUUGAUCCUGUGUGUGCGACUGGCCGUCCUCACAGCUGUAACACUGACUGUCCCGAUUGUUUUGUUCCCUGUGCGUAGAGCCAUCCAGCAGAUGCUGUUCCCCACCAAAGCUUUCAACUGGUUGCGUCACAUCGCCAUUGCUCUCAUUCUGCUCACAUUCAUCAACAUGCUCGUGAUAUUUGCUCCCAACAUCCUGGGGAUUUUCGGCAUCAUUGGUGCCACGUCAGCUCCCUGCCUCAUUUUCAUCUUCCCUGCUGUCUUUUACAUCCGCAUUGUUCCCAAAGAUGACGAACCCAUGAACUCUACUCCUAAGAUACUGGCUGCCUGUUUUGCUGCUUUGGGUGUCUCCUUCAUGGUGAUGAGUAUGAGUUUCAUAAUCAUCGACUGGACAACAGGGGGUGGCCCUGCUGCAGGAGGCCACUAGAUGCUGCUUCAGUGUUUGUGUGUGUGUGUGUGUGUGUGUGUGUGUGUGUGUGCAGCACAGGGCCUAGGGCCUAUAACAGUAUAAAUAUACAGGAGAGUGAGUUGGUUGGAAGCACACUGAUAUUGAUCAAGUUAAUUAUCUUUUUGACCAUAAUGUAACAACAUAAUGUAAUGUAACACAUAUCCGAACAAAAUCCUAUCAUAACGAUGUUCUGUAAUCCACUUUAACGUAGUGCAAUAGUAAUGCAAUAUUUGUGAAUAAUCAGGACCGAACAAGGUCACUAUUUUGUUGCCAUCUGUUAGUACGACGAAGUCCAUCCAUGACAGUGAAAUGGUCCUUUUCUCGUUGCUUCCUCUUUAUUUACACACAAACAGCUGCAGCUGGUACUGUACAGAAAAAAGAAGGCUUUAGAGAUAUACAUGACAAAUGCUGAAAUAACUCAAAUAAGUUAUUUGUACACAAAUAUUAAUUUAAUAUUCUGAAGCAACAGCACUCUGAACUGUUCAUCAUAGUGUAAUAUAAGGCAAAAGACUUUAAGGCCUUAGAAUGCAAGCUGUUAUGUAGAGCAUCAUACGGUCUAAGCUGUUGUUCCAGAAAAGCUACAUUUCUUCAGAAAUCCUGGUGCCUUUUAGUAUUUGGAACAGCACACAAAUAUACAGUAAAGAUGGGAGUGUAUAUUUAUUUAGCUACUGUAGCUGUGUUUUUAAUUCCUAAUGGACUAUAUUUAACUACUGUAUAUGGUUAAGCUAAUGAUCCGAAUACAUUAUAUAUGGUAUCCAUUUUUGCUUUAGCUUACAUUGUAUGGAUGAAGGAGGGUGUUAUGACUGAUAAAACGUGUUUGUCUAGCUCAUUCAUCUCUCAAAUUCUUGAAGUCCCCUUUAAGUUUCUUAUUCAUUCUUUCACAAAUUCAGAAAUCACUUGUUCCACACUCUAUGCUAUCACAUAUUCUGUAUCUACUCGUACACUUAAUGCUUAUUUGAGGUUUUACGAUGCCCACAGUAAAAAUUCAGACCCAACAUGCCAAUGUUGUUCAAGGCUGCUCUAGAAACAGAAAGUGUAGGGAAUAAUUAGACAUUUUAUUCACUUUCUUGCUGAGCAUUAGAUGGGAUAUCUGUGUGUAAUGUAGAACUACAGCUAGGAGAUGGUCAGCUUAGUGUAAAGACUGCAAGCAGAGUUUGCUGGUUAAAAAAAACAAAACAAAACAUCACCACCUCCCAAGCUCAUUAAUUAACACUCUAUAUCUUGUUUCCUGUGAUCUCGCUACCAGCAGAGGCUCAACUUUCAUCUAGUAAGUGAGAAAAUAUGAUAUAUAUCCAGACAGUUUUUGUUUCCCAGGUUUUGAAAUGCACCAUAUGGAGAAUGAACAGCAUAUGUGCAGACCUAAGCAAUGGACACAUAUCACAGCCUGUUCAGAUGAAACUAAAAACUAUCUUGGCCACAUACAACUAUUGAUAAGUUAGGUUUACUUAUUUAAUCAUUUGAGUGAGCCCACCCGAGCUCUGUGGGUUUGAACAAAGCCUAGCCAACAUGAAUUUGUAAAAAUGAACCCACUGGUGUGUCUGGCAGAGUUUAAUAAGAUAAUGUUUUUAUCAAUUGGAAGAUGUAUCACACUGUUUUGAUUCUGUCCUAAUGUCUUUGCUAUACUGGUUUAUCACAUUUUAAUCUGCUCUCACCCUUGGUUACUAUUUAGACUUGAGGUUAAUGUUUUGCAUGCUGUUAUGUCCUGUCUGUCCUGCAGUCAGUGUUGUGAGGUGCACAGUAACAGAUUCUCCUUCAGCCACUCGCAUACAUAGAUGUUAUUGUAAUACUGUACAUUCGACAUCUUAUAGUGAAGUGUAUUGAAGUACCAUUCGGUGCUAUAGGUAUCGUGGUGUUCUAUUAGUAUUAUGAAGCCCUUAUGAAAAGAUGCUUUAUGAAUUAAUGUUUCAGACAUUACUGUUGUGAUAUUCUGUCAGUGAUGGCACAUUCAUUUUGAGCUUAAUUUAGGGAUGUGGGUGGGUAUAUUCAUUAGUACUUCAGGUAAAUUUGGUCUCCCUUAAUAGCACUGACAAACUGCAUAUAAGCACAUUUUUUUUAUUGAUUAUAGGAGAAUUUCUUUAUAUGAAAAUAGAGAUAGCAAAUGAACAAGUUUAAAAACAGCACAAAAUACUUCUUAUAUGCUGCUGCUCUUACCCAAAGAUGGUUUUCACAACUCUCAGGCUUCGGAAAAGUCCCGUGUAAAUCAUAAUUUCUCUCACUUUAUUUAUAUAUUACUCUACUUUGUUUACUAUAGUUUUGUUUAGCAGUUUUGAUUCUUGAUUUUUACAGCUAAAUGAUGAACAACAGCAGAGGAAAUAUUUAGUGCAUGUAUUCACCUCUGUCCCUUGCUUUUCCACGUGUAUUUGCAGUGGUUGUUGUAAAUGAAGGUCUUGUUUUGUCACAACUUUUCCCCACUUUAAGGGAUCAUGCCAAAAUAACAACUGACUACCUACUGCUUUGAAAUGCCUUUAGCUCGUAAACCGGUGCCACAGUUUUAACUUUCAGACGCAGUGUAUCAAUUAUGCAUUUUUCAUGUACCUGAACAAAUCUAUUUGAUAUUUUACUAUAGCUGUUGUUCAAGACCUAAAUCUAUGGAAAUGACACAACUAUAAAAUAAGGUAUAUGGAUUUUGGAUUUUGAUGAAUAAGAUGUGGCUUUAUAUAAAUAAUGUAUAUAAAUGUAAACCUUUUAUAUUUGUGAUGCAUAUUUACAGUAGCUUUUAAAGUGUAUAUAGCAGGGGCAGUUUUAGUUUGGCAAUAAAAUAAUUGUAGAUGUUUUUA